Molecule: messenger RNA, 852 nt
Organism: Momordica charantia (bitter melon)
Lineage: Eukaryota; Viridiplantae; Streptophyta; Magnoliopsida; Cucurbitales; Cucurbitaceae
Product: NAC domain-containing protein 92-like
Biological process (GO): regulation of DNA-templated transcription
Molecular function (GO): DNA binding
Source: RefSeq, a predicted model, not a curated record
AUGGAAUUAGAAUUACCACCGGGAUUCCGAUUCCACCCAACCGACGAAGAACUCAUAACUCACUAUCUCUGCCCCAAAGUUCUCACCCCCACUUUCUCGGCCCCAGCCAUCACCGAAGUCGAUUUGAACAAAUGCGAGCCGUGGGACUUGCCCGGGAGAGCUAAAAUGGGUGAGAAAGAGUGGUACUUUUUCUGCGUGAGAGACAGAAAGUACCCAACUGGAUUGAGGACGAACAGAGCCACGGAAGCCGGCUACUGGAAGGCAACCGGGAAAGACAAGGAGAUUUUCAAAGCGAAGACGCUGGUGGGGAUGAAGAAGACUCUGGUUUUCUACAAAGGCAGAGCCCCUCGAGGACACAAAUCCAAUUGGGUCAUGCAUGAGUACAGAUUGGAAGGCCAAUUCUCUGCUUAUUAUCACCUUCCAACAAACUCCGCCAAGAAUGAAUGGGUAAUUUGCAGAGUUUUCAAGAAGAGCGGAAAGAAAGCCGAUGAGAAGUCAGAACAAGAGGUCACGUGCUGUUCUUCUACCCCGUUAAUGGAGUCGGAGACGUCGCACGUGACCUGCUUCUCCAAUCCCAUGGAGGAGGGAAACGAAGAAGGGCAGUUUUGGUAUUUCUCGGACAAAAACGAAGAAGGGCAGUUUUGGAGCGCCAUUGUUCAUGCAGAUCUGCUUAGAUUUAGUUCGAGGAGAGUACACUGCUCGAGUCACGCUAUGGGUCUGUUCGCAAAUCGAGUGAUUGCGGUCGCUACCGGUUCGCAGUCGUCUCUGCUCGUGGUGGGUCUACUCGCAUCAGGUGUUCGUGGGUUUCGAUUUGCAGAUCUGGUUCAAGUGUAUAUAUCAACGCCGACAUAG